Oncorhynchus mykiss (rainbow trout) is the source of this 1834-nucleotide messenger RNA. RefSeq names its product C-C chemokine receptor type 9. NCBI's taxonomy places the organism in Eukaryota, Metazoa, Chordata, Actinopteri, Salmoniformes, Salmonidae. Gene Ontology annotation, molecular function: C-C chemokine receptor activity; C-C chemokine binding. Gene Ontology annotation, biological process: positive regulation of cytosolic calcium ion concentration; calcium-mediated signaling; immune response. Gene Ontology annotation, cellular component: external side of plasma membrane; membrane. The record is from RefSeq and is a predicted model, not a curated record.
GCCUCCACAGCAGCCUCCAUUGUAGUUAAGGCAAAACCAUAAAAGCUGGUGACGAUGAGACAUGUAGCAAUAUUCGUCAAGGGCUUGAGGAAAGCAUUGUUAUCUAGUUGGCUCGUAGCACUCAUCACAGACGGGGCAAAAUGGAGUCACCAUCAUUCACAAUAUUUCCAACGUCUGAAACAGGAUCUGGAGAUUACACAGAGGACUAUGAGGGAGGCUAUACUGAGACCCCAGGGGGAAUGUGUGAUAAGUCCUGGGUGAGGGAGUUCCGGGGUCUCUAUGAACCCCCUCUGUUCUGGCUCAUCUUCUCCCUGGGCGCCGUGGGCAACCUGAUGGUGGUCUUCAUCUUUACCACGGUACGCCACCGCCUCAAGACUAUGACAGACGUGUACCUACUCAACCUGGCUGUGGCUGAUCUCCUCUUCCUGGGUACACUGCCCUUCUGGGCUGCUGAUGCCACCAGGGGCUGGGUGUUCGGCCUGGGCCUCUGUAAGAUCCUCUCGGCCGUCUACAAAAUCAACUUCUUCAGCAGCAUGCUGUUGCUCACCUGUAUCAGUGCGGACCGCUAUGUGGCAAUCGUCCAGGUCACCAAGGCUCACAACCUGAAGAACAAGAGGCUGUUUGUCAGCAAGUUGGUCUGUCUGGCUGUCUGGAUCAUCUCAGGCCUCCUGGCUCUGCCAGAGUUCAUUUUCGCCCAGGUGAAGCCUGACCACAGGGGCAAUUCCUUCUGUGUCCUGGUCUACCCCAACAACCUCUUCAACCGCACCAAGAUCCUGGUGCUGGCUCUGCAGGUCUGUGUGGGCUUCUGCCUGCCUCUGCUGGUCAUGGUUCUAUGCUACUCGGUCAUCAUUCGCACCCUGCUGCAGGCCAAGAGCUUUGAGAAGCACAAGGCACUGAGAGUCAUCUUCGCCGUGGUGGCUGUGUUUGUCCUCUCCCAGCUACCGUACAACGGGCUACUCGUGGUUGAUGCCACGCAGGCCGCCAACACCACCAUCAAGGACUGUGCCAUAUCGGGCCAUUUCGAUGUCGCCGGGCAGAUUGCGAAGAGCCUUGCAUACACCCAUGCUUGCAUUAACCCCUUCCUGUAUGUGUUCAUUGGCGUUCGCUUCCGGAAGGAUCUGCUGAGGCUGCUGAGGCAGUACACCUGUGGCCUGAACCAGAGAGGCCUCAAUAAGAUGCAGGCCAUCCCCAAACGCCCCUCCGUCAUGUCCGACACCGAGACCACCCCUGCCCUCUCCUUGUAACCCCGCCUCCCUGAGACCACUCCCCCUUCUCAUCUUGGCGUUACCAUACCUACCCACACAUUAAACAUCACCUCAGACCAUACUGUUGGGUUGAAUCCUAGCUAAAGAUCUGUGUGCGUAAUUCAAAUUUCUCAUUGACAUCCAUACAUUUAAACGUGUAAAGGUGAAUUCCAGGGGUCUCAAAGUUAGGCUUCAGCCCCCUGGGAUUGCCUCCGACCUUAUCAUUACUUCCAUAUGAUAUCAUAGGCUGCUAAGGACCGCACAUUUCCAGGGCGACAAACCCAGCUGCAUCCUGAUUACAUUGGUAUUUUGCCAGUAUAGAAAUGCAUUGUUGUUUACAUAUACCCUGUGCAGACAGUCAACAUACAAUACAUCCAAAGCAUACAGUUCUCUAGGUCCUUGUAUAAAAGUGUACAUUACUGUAUAUAAAUUGUGUCAAUGAGUAUUGUUACCUUGACUGUGUUACUGUUUUCUGUAUUUGUAGAGUAGGUGCUGCUGCAAAAUUAUUGGCAUUAUAAUUGUGAAAGGUAUCCAUUAAAACUGAAAUAAAAUGAUUGUCCUCUGUUGUUUGUCAAAGUGAGAACAGUCAA